UGGUGACAGUGCCGUGUCGACUUAAACCAAAUAAGAGAAUUUUAGUAAACCACCCUUAUAAUGACACCCAUCAAAACCAGAAUGGGACAAGCCUAGGAGGUCUCUGAGGUUACUGUACCCAUCCCUCCUUCAUCCCCCUCCAGCAUUUUGUUUCUGAAAGGAGUCAACACCAACAGCUCUGACCUGGGCAGCCUUCCUGAGAAAAUGCAGCCAUUUCUGCUCCUGUUGGCCUUUCUUCUGACCCCUGGGGCUGGGACAGCCUUUCCUUUCAGAGGAGAUCAUCGGGGGCCAUGAGGCCAAGCCCCACUCCCGCCCCUACAUGGCCUUUGUUCAGUUUCUGGAUGAGAAGAGUAAGAAGAGGUGUGGCGGCAUCCUAGUGAGAAAGAACUUUGUGCUGACAGCUGCUCACUGCCUGGGAAGCUCCAUAAAUGUCACCUUGGGAGCCCAUAAUAUCAAGGAACAGGAGCAGACCCAGCAGUUUAUCCCUGUGAAAAGAGCCAUCCUGCACCCAGCUUAUACUCCUAAGAACUUCUCCAACGACAUCAUGCUACUGCAGCUGGAGAGAAAGGCCAAGCAGACCACAGCUGUACGGCCCCUCAGGUUACCUAGCAGCAAGGUCCAGGUGAAGCCAGGGCAGGUGUGCAGUGUGGCCGGCUGGGGUCGUGUCUCAAAGGACACUGUAGCAACCACAUUGCAGGAAGUGUUGCUGACAGUGCAGAAGGACUGGGAGUGUGAACGUCUCUUCCAUGGCAAUUACAGCAAAGCCACUGAGAUUUGUGUGGGGGAUCCAAAGAAGACAAAGACCAGUUUCAAGGGGGACUCCGGGGGGCCCCUCGUGUGUAAGGGUGUGGCCCAAGGUAUUGUCUCCCAUGGAAACAAAGAGGGGACACCUCCAGGAGUCUACGUGAAGAUCUCACACUUCCUGCCCUGGAUAAAGAGAACAAUGAAGUGCCUCUAACAGCAGGCAUGAGACUAACCUUCCUCUGGGCCUGACCAUCUCUGGGACAGAGGCAAGAAUCCCCAAGGGGUGGGCGGUCGGGGUUGCAGGAUUGUAAUAAAUGGAUCUCUAGCGUAAA
Molecule: messenger RNA, 1076 nt
Organism: Piliocolobus tephrosceles (Ugandan red Colobus)
Lineage: Eukaryota; Metazoa; Chordata; Mammalia; Primates; Cercopithecidae
Gene: GZMH
Product: granzyme H
Exons: 5
Coding region: 320-958 (212 amino acids)
Biological process (GO): proteolysis
Cellular component (GO): intracellular membrane-bounded organelle; cytoplasm
Molecular function (GO): serine-type endopeptidase activity
Source: RefSeq, a predicted model, not a curated record